Diplodia corticola is the source of this 1881-nucleotide messenger RNA. RefSeq names its product cytochrome p450. The record is from RefSeq and is a predicted model, not a curated record. Gene Ontology annotation, molecular function: iron ion binding; oxidoreductase activity, acting on paired donors, with incorporation or reduction of molecular oxygen; heme binding. The transcript has 3 exons. Bases 1 to 1881 code for a protein of 626 amino acids. NCBI's taxonomy places the organism in Eukaryota, Fungi, Ascomycota, Dothideomycetes, Botryosphaeriales, Botryosphaeriaceae.
AUGCCAUCAGCCCUCCUCGUCACCGUCGUCGCCCUUGCAGCUGUCUACUUCUUGAAUCUCUAUAGAUGCCUUGCUGCAAACGUCAAGGCCGCCAAGAAGUCAGGCAUUCCGUACAUUGUGCUGCCGUGGAACAAGUUCGGCGUCUUCUGGUUGAUACUUGGUAACCGCUUGUACCCAAUCAUCGACAAGCUCCCGAAGGCCUGGACCAAGAGUUGGCUGCCGUAUCUUCGGAUCGAAUGGUUAUACGAGGCCAAGUACGAGCCAUUCAAGCGCUUCGGCAGCGAGAUCCUGCUCGUCUGCUCGCCUGGCGAGAAGCACCUCUACGUGGCCAAUCCCGAAGCCAUAGCCGACAUUGCCACCCGUCGCCUGGACUUCCCCAAGCCGCUGGAGGUGUACAAGACGCUGCAGCUGUACGGCGAGAAUGUUGUCGUCACCGAGGGACAGCUUUGGCGCAAGCAUCGCAAGAUCACCGCCCCGUCGUUCAGUGAGAAGAACAACCGCGUGGUCUGGGACGAGAGCUUGAGGCAGACCGAGGCAAUCCUCACGCACUGGACCGCCGGCAAUGUCUCGAGCGGCAGCUUGCAUGAGUUGGACGCCGACAUGAUGAGUCUGAGCUUGAACCUCAUCAGCAAGGCAGGGUUCGGCGUGCGUUGCCUAUGGCCCCACGAGGAGGCUGUAGGGCAGGUGGACGGGCAAGACGAACGUUUGACAAGCAGCAAACCACCACCCGGUCACACUAUGUCGUACAAAGAAGCCAUGAGCAAGCUCAUGAAGAACGUCAUCUGGAUCCCAAUUAUGCCGAAGUGGCUUCGCGAUAUCGUGCCCUUUGAGGGACCUCGGACAGCGUCUGUCGCGUAUGACGAGUGGGGCCUGUACAUGAAGGAGUUGUAUGAGAUGAAGAAGACCCACAUUCGUGAGGGGCGAACGACGGAAGGGCUGGAUCUGCUCGGCUCUGUCAUGAAGGGAGCCGGGAUCACCGAGAAGACCCUGAGUGGCGCCGAGCCCCAGAACCAGGUGCUCAGCGACUCAGAGAUUUUGGGGAACGCAUUCAUCUUCAUCCUUGCAGGCCAUGAAACGACGGCGAACGCAAUGCAUUUCGCCCUUGUGCUGCUGGCAUUGAACCCUCAAAGCCAGCGCCGGCUACAGAAGGCCAUCUCCGAGAUGGUUGGCGAUCGUCCGAUCUCACAGUGGGACUACGACCAGGACUUGCCGAAGCUUAUGAACGGGAUGCCAGCGGCCGUCAUCAACGAGACGCUCCGCAUGAUUCCUGCCGUUGUUGGCAUACCAAAGAGAACGAUGAAGGGCAGCCCGCAGACGUUGACGGUGAACGGCCAGGACUACGUGGUCCCUGAAGACACUCUUAUCUCCAUUGACACUCCAGGAGCCCACAAUAAUCCCAGGUACUGGCCAGCUCGGCCCGAUAUAUCGGCCCUACCGCCUGGGGAUGAGCUCGAACAGUUCAAGCCGGAACGGUGGAUCGUUGAUGAGAGCAACCAACCGCUCGUUGGCGGAGGCGGGGCGGUGUCCGGCAAGGCAGAGCAGCUGUUCAAGCCGGCCCCCGGGGCGUUCGUCCCAUUCAGCGAGGGACACCGCAGCUGCAUGGGCCGCCGUUUCGCUCAGGUGGAGAGCAUCAGCAUCAUCGCGGCGCUCAUGCACACGCACAGCGUCGAACUUGCGGUGGACGCAUUUGCCGACGACGAAGCGGUCGCAGCCAUGCCGCGUGGUGGGCCGGAGCGCAGGGAGGUGUGGCAAAAGGCAGCUGACAAGGGCUCGGAUGUGCUCAAGAACGGGCUGGGGACCAUCAUCACCCUCCAGAUGCGGAAGGGGCACGUGCCGCUGCGCGUCGUCAAGCGAGGAGAAGAGCGCUUCUCGUGGGAUUAG